Messenger RNA from Knipowitschia caucasica, 1020 nucleotides. NCBI's taxonomy places the organism in Eukaryota, Metazoa, Chordata, Actinopteri, Gobiiformes, Gobiidae. The record is from the annotation of a GenBank genome assembly.
AUGUGUCUCACCUCUCCUUGGCCAGCACAGACAGCCAGCACAGACAGACACCAGCACAGGUACCAUGUGUCUCACCUCUCCUUGGCCAGCACAGACAGAUACCAUGUGUCUCACCUCUCCUUGGCCAGCACAGACAGAUACCAUGUGUCUCACCUCUCCUUGGCCAGCACAGACAGGUACCAUGUGUCUCACCUCUCCUUGGCCAGCACAGACAGAUACCAUGUGUCUCACCUCUCCUUAGCCAGCACAGACAAGACACCAGCACAGGUACCAUGUGUCUCACCUCUCCUUGGCCAGCACAGACAGACACCAGCACAGGUACCAUGUGUCUCACCUCUCCUUGGCCAGCACAGACAGACACCAGCACAGCCAGCACAGACAAGACACCAGCACAGGUACCAUGUGUCUCACCUCUCCUUGGCCAGCACAGACAGACACCAGCACAGGUACCAUGUGUCUCACCUCUCCUUAGCCAGCACAGACAGACACCAGCACAGGUACCAUGUGUCUCACCUCUCCUUGGCCAGCACAGACAGAUACCAUGUGUCUCACCUCUCCUUGGCCAGCACAGACAGAUACCAUGUGUCUCACCUCUCCUUGGCCAGCACAGACAGCACAGACAGACACCAGCACAGGUACCAUGUGUCUCACCUCUCCUUGGCCAGCACAGACAGACACCAGCACAGGUACCAUGUGUCUCACCUCUCCUUGGCCAGCACAGACAGACACCAGCACAGAUACCAUGUGUCUCACCUCUCCUUAGCCAGCACAGACAAGACACCAGCACAGGUACCAUGUGUCUCACCUCUCCUUGGCCAGCACAGACAGACACCAGCACAGGUACCAUGUGUCUCACCUCUCCUUAGCCAGCACAGACAAGACACCAGCACAGGUACCAUGUGUCUCACCUCUCCUUGGCCAGCACAGACAGACACCAGCACAGGUACCAUGUGUCUCACCUCUCCUUGGCCAGCACAGACAGACACCAGCACAGGUACCAUGUGUCUCACCUCUCCUUAG